Trypanosoma brucei brucei TREU927 is the source of this 1041-nucleotide messenger RNA. RefSeq lists its product as hypothetical. Lineage: Eukaryota; Euglenozoa; Kinetoplastea; Trypanosomatida; Trypanosomatidae. The transcript has a single exon. The record is from RefSeq and is a predicted model, not a curated record. The coding region runs from base 1 to 1041 and encodes 346 amino acids.
AUGCGGUCGGUAGGUGGUGCCGUUGGUGCUACAUGCUGCUUAGUUCCGUCUGUGGGUACCCAAAGGCGUCAGUAUCAUGCUUUUCAGUUCGCAGGGUUCCAUGGGUGGAAGAUACCAUACGAGGGUAAAACGAAAGUGACGAAAGAGGAGCUAGACAACAUUCGUUUCUUCACGCAGCGGUCCAAGGAUAAAUGGGACUACCACCGAGUCGAUGAAAACAUUAACUCGAGUUCGGAGUUCCGCAAAACACAUGACAGACCAGAGUUUGAACAGGGUAUGCGUGAAGACAACUCAACGACCGAUCACGGAGACUUACACACGCCCAAAAAGUACCGUCUGUAUGAACACUUUGAUGAGUAUACAAAACCUGGGGUGAACAAAAAGGUUGCUGCUUGCUAUGCCGUGAAAGAGCAGUGGGAUGCUGAGGAGUUUUAUUACCCUGGCGAGGCAUGGAAGAAGAACCGACCCGGUUUCCGGAGUGUACCUAAGGAACUCUUGAACCGUCAAACGUGGUAUCAUUGGUCCGACACUAUCAUGAAGUGGGAUGAGAUUCAACCCACUAUACGAACCCGUUCCUGGAACCCUGACUGGCCACCUCCUGGAUAUAAAGUGCCAUCAAUGCAUUGCAAGAAGGAGUUUGUAUUUGGUGUGGAGGAUCCUGCUGUUGUGUCCGAAGUAGAGCGCUACAAUUGGUAUCGAUCUUGGAGUGAUAGUAAUCUACGUUGUGGUUGGAAGGACAUAUGGUUGUUCGGUGUGCUGUUCGGAGCUAUGUAUUAUAUGGCCCGUAACGCGCUCGACAUCGUUAGCAUGCGUGCCAUGAUGAGCAACAUGUUUUACCCGGGCCGCCAGUUUAUCCGCUCUUUUGGCACACCGAGGGAUUGGGAAACUGAUGUUUUUUGGUGGCAACGCCCACUUGAGGAAUUUCCCAAUCAGGGCGAAGUGUGGUACAUUAAUGAAAGCCGUUACAAGUACAUUAACUAUAUAAAAAAACGUGACGCGAUGGAACGGGCCUUAGCGGAAGCAGAAAUGAAUGCAGUUUAG